AUGAGGACGACACACUCUGGGAGUGGUGGACGCACCACACGCACUGCAGCUCAUGGUCAUGGAAAAGCCAGCAAGGACGACAGGGAUGCUGCGAUGCAUUUCUUAGCGAGACUUCUAGUGAGUUAUAUAAAUGCUAGAGGCAUAGGCGGCGAAAGUGGGCAGCAGGACGCUUACGACAAGUUUUGGGCAGAUAUGAAGACUGUGUACGAUGACUUUGUGACACAUAUGGACAAAACAGAUAGUGAUGACACACAUGCACUAAUGUGCGAACUUGCUGCGAUAAAACACGGGGAAGCAUCAAUAAAACCAGGAGAUCGCGUCCUAUGCGCGUUUAUGCUGGAAGCUCUGAAAUUUAAGCAUGAGUCCCAUAUCUUCAGCGGAGGACUAGGCGAAGGAACACAAGCACCUGCAACGGUCAAUACUGAACAUUUGUACAUGAGGUGUAUGAUAGUGAAUGUAUUUAUACAGAAUAUAUUAGGAGAGGAAUGUUGGGAAACAAAGGGCGCAGAAUAUGCAUAUGAAGCAGUAAAAGGUAUGUUAACCACCAGUACAAAUAUGAACGGGAAUAAUAUAUGUGACGGAGUCGAUUUCAAAGCAACAGAUGUGGCAGGUGGAAAUUUAGGAAAACAAAUGAGAGAGUGGUCGAAGCAACAGAAACUAGCCCCGGCUACAGGCCACGGUGUGGGGAUCUUGAACAGCAAGUGUAAGGGAUGGAAGCACGAGGGAACGGAUAAGAACGGCAAGGAGAAAGAAGACGUGGAAGUACAAGAAAUACAGGAGGAAGUAAAGGCAGGCAUAAGAAAUGUACAGAAAACUAUUCAGGAAAAUGAGCAAGAAAUAAAGAACAACGUAGUGCAAAAAAUCCAAAAGAUACUAUCCACAGAGAAGAGUAAUGCAGCAGGACCUUAUGCCGAUGUCGCGGCCACACCAACACAGGCACCGACAGGCCAGAAACCAAAGGCACAACCACCUACGGUACCAGCGGCACCAAAGGAACGACCGGCCCCAGGAGGCACAGGCGGGAAGGUACCGCCCGAAGUAUCAGUAGAAAAAAAAACAAGCGAAGAUCCGACGCCAGUUCAGAAGCAGCCUGAAAACGACCAAAAGGAAGGUAAGACACCUGGACCAUCAUGCGGACCUACUACACGCACUGACAAAAAGGCAGACAAGGACGGUAACAGUGUAACUGUGGAGAUUCACUUUAGUGGUUCCUCUUCCUCGUCUGAAUGUUCAGGUAAAGAUUCUACCGUAAGCACAAGUACACCGGAAAACCCGGUACCACCAGAACCAUCUGCACCCGCAGGUCCAGGCGCGGAUCCAGCAUUAACGGAGCCUGCCCCGACAACAGCAAUUGAGGAUUCAUCACCUACAAAAACAUCAGGCGCCGUAGGUGAAUCUACAGGCAACACUGUUCCUGAUGCACCUGACCCAUUAUUGUUCACUGAACCCGGGGCACCCGGUGAAAAUGGUGAACCAUCCUCUACCGCAAGAACGCAGAGCACUCCGUCGAGUCCUCCACCAGACGACUUCUCAUGGUUCGGCAAGACCCCAUGGGAACAGAGCACGCCCAGAUCAGCCACAUCAGGAACAGGAACAGGAACAGGAACAACAUCCUCAGGUGGUAACAAGGACGAGGCAACGCAUACUGGAGCAAGUUGCUCCUCCAACAGUACUGAUACUAAGUGCGACCUUAAACUAACAAUACCAUUUGAUGCAAAAGGCAGGGACAUAGGAGGACACUACGGAACAGGACCCACCCCAGGUCCAAACGGGGAACUUCCGAAGAAUGUGCACGAUGAUGGCCCCGUCUUCCCCGACCUAACCGACACCGUCCUUACCGCCACUACUCCCAUCCUGUUUUUCGUCACUUCCGUCACCGUCGCCCUUCUGGGUUAUUCCCUUUGGAAGCGCACGAUCAUCGACCUACAUCUAGAAGUGCUCAACGAAUGUGAAGCGGCCGCAUGGGACAGGGUGAAAGACGACUAUUGGAAGAUUGUCGUUGAAGAGUUUAUGGGGGGCAACCACGGACGUUGUGGUGCCCCGGUUUCUUCUUCGAACCAGGAAUCGACAGCCGGCCAUUCCACAACCGCCGCUUCGACAACCGCGGAUGAGCCGAUUGACUCCGGACCAUAUCAAUGUCCAGUUGAUGAAGAUGACCCAUGGCGUUGUAUGGAAAACAUACAGUUACACGAUGAACAACAUCGCCCCUACGACCCCGAGCACGCGACGUCGGACUGCAUCCAUUGGAUUAACUGGAUUGACCGCAACAAACAUACGCUGCGCGCGUGCACGACGCAACCACGGUUUUUGCAAUUAAAAGCGGAAUGGAAGCAAUACCUGCGUGAUCACAUGGUGGCAAACGAGGAUAACGGAGUAUCCUCGCAGCGUGCACUCGGUGCGCGUGGCAAUAUCCCAUCCGCAGACAUGACGAAACUGCGGUUAUGGAAACAAUGGGUUGCAAAGCAACAUGCGCAAAUGAGUGUACACAGCGACGAGCAGUGCUUCCAAUACCUAUUGAGGAACAUAGAAGAGGAAAACACAUUACACGGGCAACGGGUGCCCGGAGCUACCAAAGAAACCGUGCAAGCGGCCAUCAUAUCCGGACUAAACACGGAAGACACCCACUUGAUGCCACAAGUACCCCAUGACGAACAUAUACCAUCCACCAACGUGAAACAGCGCGAACAGCAGGACCUAUAUCCGGAUCUAUAUAGGACGAAAUCGUUAACCGCUAAAAUAUGGAUACUGCUCCUGGCAUUAGUCAUAGAACACUGCGAGCUGGAAUGUCGUUUGCAGGAUAGGGAGUUAUAUGUGGAUGAUCUAUUGGAGCAGCUCUGA
This is a messenger RNA of Plasmodium fragile, 2838 nucleotides long. RefSeq lists its product as uncharacterized. The transcript is spliced from 5 exons. Lineage: Eukaryota; Apicomplexa; Aconoidasida; Haemosporida; Plasmodiidae. The coding region runs from base 1 to 2838 and encodes 945 amino acids. The record is from RefSeq and is a predicted model, not a curated record.